AUGGGUUCCUCACUGUCCGCUAAACAACGAGCCUUUUCUCAAGACCUCCUCUUUUUACUCACUAAAGAAGGACACUCUGUUACAAAGAAGGAGGUUGAAGAUUUAGUAAAAACUAUUGAUGAUGUAUGUCCCUGGGUCCCUGAAAGUGAAACCCUUAAGUUGGAGGACUGGGUGAAAAUUGGUGGCCGUUUCCAAGAUCACCCUCGGGUGACGGCCAGAGUUCUGUUUACAUGGUGCAAGGUCCGAGCAUGUUUGAAAGGGCUUACACCGAACAAUAUUUUGUUUAAUCAACAAAUGAAGCUACACCCGUCACCUAUGGCUUCGCUGCCGCAACUUUUGCUGCCUGCCUCCGUACCACCUUAUGCCCCGUCUUUAAAAACGGAUGAGCGGCACUUUGCAUCUCAUAAACCACCUGAUGAUCUUGACAUGGACACUGGGGAUCCUGGGUUUUCCUUAGCCCCCGUCAUACAGCCGGACCGCUCGGCCACCUUUGUGGCAGCUGUUUCCGCCGCAGUUCUGGAAGAAGGGGACAUUACUGCGAGUUCUAUGGCCUUUCCUGUCAUUAGAGGUGUCCCCGCUCAUGGCAAUGCCCCGGCGGUUCCGGACAGAUAUGACCCGUUGCCUCUUCAAGUGAUAAAAGAACUGCAACAUUCUAUAAAAGACAAUGGCAUUCAAGCCCUAUAUACAAGGGCUAUAAUGGAGAAUUUGUCUAUGCAGCGUUUGGCUCCGGCAGACUGGAAGAUGUUAAUUCGGUCCCUCCUUCCACCCGCUCAAAGUUUGUUAUGUUUGGAAGAGUGGCGACAACUGGCGCAAGAGCAGGCUGCCAUGAAUGCUCUCACCAAUCCUCCCAUUGAUAUAACAAGAGAUAUGUUGUUGGGGGAAGGGGCCUUUCAGACUGCGGCCCGUCAAACAGCCUUGACAGAUCAGGCUUUGACUCAGACAGCCACCAUAAUUGUAAGGCUGUGGAAAAAGAUCCCGGAGCCGGGGGAGAAUACCUUGUCUAGUUUUGCCAAUACACCCCAAGCAGCUAAUGAACUAUAUACUGAGUUUGUUAAUCGAUUGUUGAGAGCUGUUGAGCGUCAAAUCGAAAGCCCCAGGGCUCGGAAAUUGCUGUGUAAGCAAUUAGCUUACGAAAAUGCUAAUGAGGACUGUAAAGCCGCUCUUUCCCCAAUAUAUAAUAAUCCUGAUACUGACAUACAGACAAUGUUAAGAAUUUGUCAAAAUGUCGGCUCUCAGACCCAUAGUGCGCACCUCCUGGCGGCAGUUAUUCAGACCAUGCAAGAGGCUCGUAACCCUGCAGCUGGUAAAAAAUGUUUUGGAUGUGGCAAAGAAGGGCAUUUUAGAGCACAGUGUAGGUCCAGUCCUAAUGGCCCUGCUCGACCUUCAAAGAAGUGCCCUAUUUGCCACAAAGGCUAUCAUUGGGCCAAUCAAUGUCGUUCUCACCAGCCCAUUGGGGUCGAUUUUCCUCCUCAGCAACUUUCCUAUCAACAUCAACAGCCUCAGCAGGGAAAUGGGACAUCGGGCCGGCCCCAGGCCCAGGGCAAAUAG
Messenger RNA from Heteronotia binoei (common prickly gecko), 1548 nucleotides. RefSeq names its product endogenous retrovirus group K member 8 Gag polyprotein-like. The coding region runs from base 1 to 1548 and encodes 515 amino acids. The record is from RefSeq and is a predicted model, not a curated record. Gene Ontology annotation, biological process: viral process. The transcript has a single exon. Gene Ontology annotation, molecular function: zinc ion binding; nucleic acid binding; structural molecule activity. NCBI's taxonomy places the organism in Eukaryota, Metazoa, Chordata, Lepidosauria, Squamata, Gekkonidae.